This is a messenger RNA of Colletotrichum destructivum, 580 nucleotides long. RefSeq lists its product as uncharacterized. The transcript is spliced from 3 exons. The coding region runs from base 163 to 420 and encodes 85 amino acids. The record is from RefSeq and is a predicted model, not a curated record. Lineage: Eukaryota; Fungi; Ascomycota; Sordariomycetes; Glomerellales; Glomerellaceae.
UGUCCCUGCAACGACAUCUUGUAUAAAUCAACCCAAUCCUCCCGCCAUACUGAUGCUUUCUGAUCUCAACUCACCAGACAAGCUUCUUCUCACUCACGCUCGUUUCUAUCCAACUAUCUACACUCCCUCUUCUCACAAAGCCACCCUCACCCACUCCUCAAAAUGCGUACCGCUACCGUCACCGCCGCCUUUGCGUCCCUUCUGAUGACUGUCGCAGCCGCCCCUCAGGGCUUCAACUGCCAGUCCCACGGAUUCUGCACCUAUAGUGACCCCAACUGCAACUUUUGUCUUAACAUCUCAGGCUCCGCGAAGCUCGACAUCUGCCAUCAGUUCAACCCCGCAUACACCAGCGCCCCGGGCGACAUCAGCCGUGGUCCUUCAGGAGCCGACUUCCAGUGCGUUCUUACGUGCUGCCUCUAAACAAGGACGAGUGUGGUUCGUAAUCUGUACCGCUGCCGCUGCCGCUGCUCGAGUCUCCCAGUGUUAAGUUGGUUGCAUGAGUACCAAGGCCGUGGAAAGAGUCGAAUGAGUAGAGUAAAGCAAGUUCAAUCUUGAAAAGAGAAUUGGGUUUACUUCCUGG